GAAACGGAUUUUUAAAAUAUUCCGGAUUUGGAAUGCGGAUUAUAGACGGCCAUGUAUAGAGUCCACCAACAACAACAAUAAACCUUGCCUUGCAACGUACUCCGUCAACUUUGCAGAACACACGAAUCUUUCGCCUUCUACUAAGUAACUUGGAAGUGGUUUCUAAAUAAUAAGAAAAUUUAUGAUUAAAAAAAUGACUAAUGCAGGAACAUUUUCAUUCAGUGAUGUUGAUGUUGAAACAUCUUCUCAACAGUCUGAUGAAAUUCUUUCUUUGCGAUGGAAUAAUCAUUUAAUUGCGUUCCAAAGCCUGCUUGCAAAUGUUAGAAAUCAGAGUUACUUCAGUGAUGUAUCCGUGGCAUGCUCGGGCAAGUUGUAUGCUGUGCACAAACUGGUGCUCUCAUCAUGCAGUGACUAUUUUUCUUCAAUUCUUCAUGCAACUAACUGCCCUCAACCAGUUAUUGUUCUCAAGGACAUAACUAACUAUGACUUUGAGGCUCUACUAAGCUACAUGUACUUGGGUGAGGUCAACAUAAGGCAAGAUAAGCUCCCAUCUUUCUUGCAAGCCUCUGAGUCACUUGGAAUAAAAGGCUUGGUGACUUCAGAAAACAGUGCUUUGGCAGAGUGUGUUCUUGAAGACCCUUCCUGUAAUGUUCUCUCACCGAAUGUUAUCAAAUCACAAGUUAAAGAUUUUCCUGCACAGAACAAUCCUGAUCCAACAAGUUCUCAACACAGCCAGGCUUAUAAUGAACCUGUUUCUUGCUCUAUUUUAAAACCAUCAAGUAAUAACAAAGAAGAUACACAAUCUGUGAAAAGAAAACUACCUAUAAGUGAAUCCACUGCAUUGCUACCUGCUGUGGAAUCUUCUACUGAAAUCAUAUAUGAUCAUGACCAAAAUAUUGAGUUGAAUGUUAAGUUGAAGAAGAAAAAAUUAAAUCACUCAGAAAAUGGCAAUAAGGAUUCUGAUAUGGCAUCUGAUGAUUGCUCACUCAAUACUGACAUUGGUGAGCUGUAUGAAGAAGCAAGUUUUGAAACUAUGCCUCAAGUUUGUGUGAACAUCAAAGAGGAGCCUGAAGCUACAUUGUCUGAGCGUCAGAACCUUUUGACAACAAAAAACCAAAAGUCAGCAUCUGAUGAUCAAUGUGAGGUGCUGGGACUGAGUGACACUGAGGACGACUGCACGUCUUCUUCUCGACAGGAGUCUGCCAUGGGGUUGGCAGAGAUCAUCAGUGAGGCGCUCAUCGACAGAGAAGAUGCAGUGCAUUAUCUGAGUGCAUUGGGUUGCGAUGACCUGCAGCCUGACGACAAAGAUAAACCUCCUCUACCUGAACCUGAAACUUGUCUCCUACAGCUCGAGCCGUCUACUGGGCGUCCUGUGCUCCAGAUGACGUCAGAAAGCAACAGCAGGCCCUUACUUGCUGACCUCAAAACCAUCCGACCUAAGACGAGCGUUGCACUGAAGACUUGCACCCCAUACAUCCCGGUCGUGAGUAAGCCCAUAUUCGACAGUGUACCCCUAGGCGACCUCAUCUCCCUGAGCAACGCCGCGCCAAGCCGGCCCAGCAGCAGCAAUGUUCCCGUCCUAGCCACCAGCAGGAGCGUCACCACGGGCCCCGCAUACUCCACUCAGUAUGCUCUAGCUUGCCAAUAUUGUGGCAAAGAAUUCGCCUUCGGCAGUGAUCUCCGGCGGCAUGCGAGAACACACACCGGUGAGAAACCCUUCAGUUGCCCACACUGCAACUUCAGGUCAUCUCAGCGAUACAAUCUUGAGAGGCACAAGAAAACUCACGAACCCAAAUCAACCGACGUACCAAAAGCCGAGAAACACGCGUUGCCUUCCACGUAAAAUUCCGAUUUCGGUUGCAAUGCAAAGAAAACAAAUCUAAGAUAUGCUUUUUGGCGUAAAAAAUCCAUCAGCAGAAAAAAUUCAUUGCGUAAAAUAAUGUGCUGUUAUGAGUUGAAUCGAGCUGUGAAUUCUCUAUUCUAAUAAGUCCUCCGUCGCUUUAUUUGGAAUUUAAGCCCAUGUAUGAGCAGCAAUUGGUCACUGCUGCGCUAUUGACUAGGCUAUACUUACUGUGACGUUUAAUUCCUCACUUCCACGCUCUAUGCAUCGUAACGACUUACGUAAAUAGCGUAACUGACAA
This is a messenger RNA of Hyalella azteca, 2141 nucleotides long. Its product is annotated as protein tramtrack, alpha isoform. NCBI's taxonomy places the organism in Eukaryota, Metazoa, Arthropoda, Malacostraca, Amphipoda, Hyalellidae. Gene Ontology annotation, molecular function: protein binding. Gene Ontology annotation, cellular component: nucleus. Bases 182 to 1843 code for a protein of 553 amino acids. The transcript has 6 exons. The record is from RefSeq and is a predicted model, not a curated record. Gene Ontology annotation, biological process: regulation of transcription by RNA polymerase II.